GAAAAUUCUGAAUUGAAAGGACGUGUAAGAAAGGCAGGGUGCUGAAAUUACCAGCCCCCUCCCUUACACAAAAGUGACGUCAGUUUAAAUGUUACCAAACAGGACAUUCAAGGUGGUACUAUUUUCGUCACAAGUUAACGUAACGGCUUCUGGUUACGGAAAAAAAGAUCAGUAUAAUUCAGGAUACGCCGUACAACCAGCUUACCCCUCACAAUCGGUAGAUCUUUUGACUGCUCUCAGAAAGAAUGGCUUCACAACGUUCGUCGAUCUGAUCGUGAAGGCUGGUUUAGAGGAAACCUUUUCUGCCAACAGACCUUUCGUCGUAUUGGCCCCCACCAAUGAAGCCUUCGCAGCCAUCGAUCCUGCAGUUCUAGCAGCCCUUUUAAAAGAUAUUUACCUGUUGAGAGACAUUCUUCGUUAUCAUCUGGUGCUUUUCAGGCAGCCAUGCAGUCUCGUGUCUUCCAUCUUUGUUGAACUAACUAUAAACACUGCGCUAGGUGAAGUAGUCCGUUUCAACGUGUACCGAAACAAAGGGCCUUCUUUUGCUACCGAAGAUAUUGCAACAGCUAACGGAGUGCCACUUUUGAGAGCUAUUCCAACAGGUAAAAGCAUUAUUUACCCAAUUGAAAAGGUUCUCAAUCCGCAAGACGUAUCGCCCAACAACACCGUCAUCAAUUUUUUGAGAAGCAACAAAGACUUCUCCAUCUUCCUAAGCGUAUUCGAAGUCCUUGGCUUAGCUGAAAAUAAUUUCAAAGCCCGUCCGAAAACGACGUUUGUUCCGACCAACGCCGCGUUCAAAGCGCUUCCGCCUGGUGUUCUCGAUUCCAUUUUUGCCGACCCAGACAAAUUAGUCUUGCUUUUAAACACGCACGUCGCGUCUGGAACUUUUUACACAGCCGGACUCAUUGACGGCCCCCUCACCGUUUUAGCUGGCAUUCAGCUGGAUAUUGACGUAACUUCCUAUGGCAUUACCGUGGGAAAUUCCAAAAUCAUUGAGCCGGACAUAACGGUGUUUGAAGGAGUAGUGCACGUUAUCAGCUCGGUUAUCCAAGCCGAAGAAACUUGCUUCAACCGGCUGUAUUAAUAGCGCGUACUACAAAUUAUGGGUAAUGGGAUUGUUGAAACAAGGUGAUAGCAAUUUUUGGAAGAAAUAUACACUACGAAUAUUUA
Molecule: messenger RNA, 1170 nt
Organism: Daphnia magna
Lineage: Eukaryota; Metazoa; Arthropoda; Branchiopoda; Diplostraca; Daphniidae
Product: transforming growth factor-beta-induced protein ig-h3-like
Exons: 7
Coding region: 89-1084 (331 amino acids)
Biological process (GO): extracellular matrix organization; cell adhesion
Cellular component (GO): extracellular matrix
Molecular function (GO): cell adhesion molecule binding
Source: RefSeq, a predicted model, not a curated record